Messenger RNA from Danaus chrysippus (African queen), 1398 nucleotides. The record is from the annotation of a GenBank genome assembly. NCBI's taxonomy places the organism in Eukaryota, Metazoa, Arthropoda, Insecta, Lepidoptera, Nymphalidae.
AUGGUUGUCAGCAAGAACAGCAUGUGGUUCGUCGGUUGUGGGAUGAGUUUGGUCGGAUUUGGCGUCCUCAUGAGCGCGACUUGGUCACUGGUUUUUCAGGAAAAGAUCAAAAAUAUGAUGGUCCUCAGAAAUGGUUCGACGUCUUUUGAGAUCUGGCGAGAUAUACCCAUUCCAAUAUACUUGGAGUGUUUUCUAUUUAACAUCACGAAUGUGGCUGACAUUCUGAUGGGUAAGAAUGUUCCUAUACACGUCGAAGAACAUGGGCCUUACGUGUUCAGAGAAAGAAGUACCAAGGUAAACAUAACAUGGAAUGAUAAUAGUACGGUGACGUUCAGAAAUCAAAGGUUCUGGUACUUUCAACCGGAGAUGUCAAACGGGAGUCUCUCUGAUCUUAUAACUAGUAUAAAUCCUAUUAUAGCUACAAUCGCUUAUACAGUUCGUAAUGAGCCGUUGAUGCUGAAGUUCAUUAUUGACGUUACUUUGAGAAUGUACCAUCGAAAUAUGUUCGUGACUGCGAACGCUUCAUCAUGGCUGUUCGACGGAAUCCAGGAUCCCAUCAUGGAUCUGGUCGAAAAUAUGCCCAGCUUACCUUACACUAUACCAUUUGAUAGAUUCGGCUGGUUUUACAAACGUAACGGAUCAGUAGACGCGACUGGACUCUUCCUGGCUCACACUGGAGCAUCAGACUUCACCAAAUUGGGACACACGCUGAAAUGGAACAACUCCAAUAAGACGGUGUUCCGUGGACAAUGCGGAGAAGUCCAGGGUACGACUGGAGAACUGUGGAACUUGGAGAAUAAUGCGCCUGAGAUAAAAAUAUACGCCGCUGAUCUAUGCACGUACAUGAGUCUGGCUUAUUCUGGAGAUGUAAUCAAAAAAGGCCUUCCUGGAAGAGAGUUUACAGCAAAUGACUCUCUGUUUGACAAUGGACACAAAUAUCCACAAACGGCGUGUUACUGUGAUGAAGACAGUGGUAGGGACUGUAUGCCAUCUGGAGCGUUGAACGUGUCAGCCUGUAAGUACGGAGCCCCGGCGUUUGUGACAAGACCACAUUUCUUAGGAAUGGACCCGUAUUACGCUGACAAGAUAAAAGGCUUACAGCCGACACCUAUAAACAACCAGUUACCAGACCCGGACACGUUGGUGCCUAUGUUUUGGUUUCGAGAAGAAAUUGAAGUGAAUGAUGAGUACGCCAACUUUGCGAGGAGCGCCCUGUCAGUUAGAUACGGCGUUCCCUACGGAUUAUAUGUUAUGAUAGCUCUUGGUGCAAGCCUGCUGCUCAGUGGGUUGUAUAAAAUCAGAAGAUAUCCUCUCCGGCAGUUGAGGGAAUGUGACAUCGCAGCUUCCCAAAAGUUUCUCAGCAACAAUAUAAGUCCAACCGUGACAAACUCGACGUGA